Molecule: messenger RNA, 1591 nt
Organism: Limanda limanda (common dab)
Lineage: Eukaryota; Metazoa; Chordata; Actinopteri; Pleuronectiformes; Pleuronectidae
Gene: eva1ba
Product: eva-1 homolog Ba (C. elegans)
Exons: 5
Coding region: 354-866 (170 amino acids)
Source: RefSeq, a predicted model, not a curated record
UUUUUUUCCCCAGUUUGGACUGAACUGUUGUAGAAGGACGUGUUUUGUUUUGUUUUUUCCUCAGCACUGACCGCCUCCGUGCAUUUUACAGUUGAACCUCUGCCUCUAGUCUCUUGCUGGACUGUGUAUCCUGCAGCAGGCCUGUUGCUGUUUGCAUUGCAGACACCUCAGGUUGCCAAAUGAACUGUUUAGCCUGAGGACCAAAGAUCACGGGCCCCGAUCCAACAGCGAGGACAGAGAGAGGAGCUUGAUCAUUCUGCAUUUCCAACUUCUCAUUACAACAUGAGCUGGGACUGAACGUGUGCGCCAAAGUUUCAUCUUUUUGGUGUGAAGGAAACAAAGUCACGAUCACCAUGGAUGUGAAGAAAAAAGAAAUGGACCUGCUGAGCAACAGCAUAGCAGCUUACGCACACAUUAAAGCAAACCCAGAGAGCUUCGGCCUUUACUUUGUGCUCGGAGUGUGUUUCGGCCUGGUGCUGACCCUCUGCCUCCUGGUCAUCCGCAUCUCCUGCAAGCCACGCACCAAAAUCGCCUCCUCCUCCUCCUCCUCCUCCACGCCAGAGAAAAAACAAUUAAAAGGCAUCAGCGGGGAGGAUGAGGAGGAGGAGAGUGAGGAUGAAGAUGACGAGGAAGGGGACGACGUCGAGGCACAGGUCCCUUUGCCCAGCACGGAAAUCCCUGUGGGUAACCAUCACAGCCAGUCGGACGGGACGCUGAGCGUGAACGUGUUUACUUCGGCCGAAGAGCUGGAGCGGGCGCAGCGGCUGGAGGAGAGGGAACGCAUCAUACGGGAGAUCUGGAGGAACGGCCAACCUGACAUCUUGGGUUCGGGGACAGGGACGAUUGGACGAGUGCAUUACUACUAAAAGGGCUGACAAGCUGCAAACUCUGUGAAGGAGUGGCACAGACCUUUGAGUGGGCCGAGGGUCCCUGAAGCCUGCACGACCGGAGAACUGGUGUCAAGAUACAAAACGAUGACACACAUCUGGAAACAGGAUAUACAGCGAUGUGCCACAUUUUGAUACACUUGGCUCGGACAGAGCUGAACUUUGAGAUAUUGCACUUCUUAUUAAGCAAAGUUAUUUUUAACAGACAACAUGAACUUAAACCAAGAGAUGUCUUAAUAACUGAUUAGACCACAAGGAAAAGAGGCCGAAUGAAUGUGGGACGCUUGAAGUAUUAAAAUGUUUGGCGCUUAAGCACAGAGAUGCACACAACUAGGUUUAUGUAGGCUAAGUGAAAAAUAAGGAAAAUAAAUGUACUGUAUGUUGCAAUGAAGAUUAUUUGUUCGCAGUGUAAAGGAAAAUAAAAUGUCAUCGUUUGAACAAGCACAUAUCGAUCAAUUGUGGGGGUCAGAUUAUGAGUUAAAAGCAAUUAAAAUUAGAGUCUUUAAUUUAUAAAUACACUUCAUCUACGUCUAUGUUUUCAGGGGUACUUCCACCACAGGAAAUGACAGAUUUAAAGUAUUAAGCUGGAACAAUUUACUGUUGUUUCUCUUCAUAAUGUCAGACAAAUAUACACCAGAGCUCUUCCGCUCCGUACCUUUGGGCCAUGGACUUAUAAUCAAGUUUUGAAAAAAAGGCCAAAAGUC